Lotus japonicus is the source of this 7841-nucleotide messenger RNA. RefSeq lists its product as uncharacterized. The record is from RefSeq and is a predicted model, not a curated record. Lineage: Eukaryota; Viridiplantae; Streptophyta; Magnoliopsida; Fabales; Fabaceae. The transcript has 2 exons. The coding region runs from base 6466 to 7392 and encodes 308 amino acids.
AAGGCCACUUGCUCCUUUUUAGAACUUUGGUGAAUCUACAUUAUUGUGUAUGCUAUCACACUAGAGGUUAGUAGAACCUUAUUAUAUAUACAUGUAAUUCUAUAGAAGCCUUGGUGAACUAGCUGCAAUAUGUAUCACUUGAAGCAGAACUACAAGCAGCAUAGCCUCCUAAGAAGAACUUGCAUGAAGAGGCAGAGAGCAUAGUGCAGCCAAGGAUGACUUGCCGGAGCAGGAGGCCAGGAGUUAACUCAUGUUCAUUGAUUUUCUUAUCUAUCACUCCGACAAGUUGUCCUUGGCUAUGUUGGGCUCUCUUCUUCUCAUGUAAGUACUGCAAUUAGGCAAAAUUAUUUUACAAUCCGCAGCCACAUUUGCGGCCGCAAAGUAAACAGUUUUGAAAAUUUCACACCAAUAUCGCGCAGCUGUGAUUGCAGCUGGAUCAACUUGUAUUUGUUUGCAAUUCUCCAAUGCAACUACAGCCUAGAUUCCAAUUUAAAGCUCUGAUGAAGCCUUGUGUACAGAGCUAUGAUAUUUAGUGCAACUUUAUGGUGUUUUUCCAGGGUAAGUGAUCAAAACUUGGUUGAUAUGGAAGUUAAGUUUUAAACUAUGGGUUAUUUACAACAUUAACUCAUUUGAGUCAUUUCUGCAUCUGUAUCAGUCACAUUUAUAUGUAAGUUUCCCAUAAUUUUAAUAUGAAUUAUGAAGGCAGCGCUACCAGAAAUUAAAACUUUGACUAGAGAUUGAACACGGUACAAAAUGUCCCUUUCUUUUUGAAGUUGAACUCAUCAGAAGUUUUUCAUAUUUUUUAUAAUUUGUUGGAGAACAUAAGUAUGUAUACUUUGACAGAGUACGUAGUGUGAAAAAUUCAGCGAAAUUGGCUUGCUGACACAGACGUCCAGGACAAAUAUCAGAGAAGUGAGAUGAAGGAUUUGAAAUUUUGAACAUGAAGUCCUUGUAGAUCAACGUUAUACUCAACAGAAUUCCUUUUAGCCAGUUAACUCACAAGGAUCAUGAGCUGUUAAUACUGGAUUUUGAUUUGGAGGAAGGAUGCAAUUUGGGAAUUUGAUGGAGAUAAAAGCCCAAAACAAUUAAGACGAUUACAAUUUCAAAUUCAUUAAAUCUCUUUGGCAUGUACUUCAGGAAGAUAUCAAAACGGUGCUAGAUGAAAUAUUUGUUAGUAUUAUAAAAUGUGUCAUGGUUUUUACCUGUUGCUUGAAAGACAUUUAUCAGUGGACUGUCACGACCAUGUGAAACAGUUAUUAAAAAUAAAUUGCAAAUAAUGCAAAAACUCUCGUUACUUAAACACCUUGAUUUUCUUAGUAUUUCUAACUUCUUAUUACAUCACAUAAACACCUGCAAAUACUAUGCUUGUUGCACAUGUUGACCUUCUUUUAACAUUGAGAGCAGUCUAAAGUGGACCAUGCAAUCUUAGGGUGAUAUGUUUGCUUGUUGUGUGCAGUUUGAGCCUCCAAAAAUUUGUCUAGAAACAGAACAUGUGUAUGUCAUGUCAUAGAUGUACAAGCCUAUGGGGUCAAAUGCCCCCACCUGAUUUUCAAUUUCAAAAUUUACUUGUUUGAUUUGAAACAAAAACAUAUUACUUAGUUAUAAAUUACAAUGCUAAUUGCUAAAUUGCCCCCACCAUAAAAAAGUUGCUCCCAUGACUUAUAGUAAAGAAAAUGUGCCCCAUGACUUUGUACGUAUAUUAUACAUUGAAUACCAUUAAAAAUUUAAAAUUUAUCUACAUUUGUGUUAAAUAUUCUAAUUUAUCUUUUUUCCCUUUCUCUGUAGUCUGUAUAGUAUUAUGGUCUAUUUGUUUUUAACAUUCACAUCAUUAUUUUAGUAGAAGUUAUGUUGAUUUUUCUAUCCUUUUCCAUAUUUAUAAAAAAAAUCUUCAUUUAAUUCACUUAUAGUUGUGUUGAAACCUUAUAUUUAUGUAAUAAAUUUUGAUUAUUUUACAUCUGAUUAAUAAAUUACACCAUCCAAUUAUUGAUAUCCAUACCUCUUCCUCUGAACUCAAUAUGUCAUCAUCUCUUACCAUUUGAGCUAUCUUUUGGGACAAUAAAUUUUGAUUUUAGAAAUGAAUGUAUUUAUGAUUUUUUAGUAGUUAAAAUAUAUUUAUGAGAAAUAUGGUGUUCUAUGACCAUAAAUUUUUUAUUUCUAUGCUAAUUUUCAUCUUCGGUAAUUAAAAAAUUUGAAAUAGAGAAAAAAAUAAUUCAAGUGUGUGUAAGAAUGAAAAAAUUCUAUGAUGUAUUUAAUUUUUUUAAUAAUAGUGUAUUAUGUUUUUUUAAUCUUACAAACUCACAUGUAUAUUUUGCCCCCACGAGUUAAAAUUUCUGGAUCCGUCACUGAUUAUAAAAUGUGUCAUGGUUUUUACCUGUUGCUUGAAAGACAUUUAUCAGUGGACUGUCACGACCAUGUGAAACAGUUAUUAAAAAUAAAUUGCAAAUAAUGCAAAAACACUCGUUACUUAAACACCUUGAUUUUCUUAGUAUUUCUAACUUCUUAUUACAUCACAUAAACACCUGCAAAUACUAUGCUUGUUGCACAUGUUGACCUUCUUUUAACAUUGAGAGCAGUCUAAAGUGGACCAUGCAAUCUUAGGGUGAUAUGUUUGCUUGUUGUGUGCAGUUUGAGCCUCCAAAAAUUUGUCUAGAAACAGAACAUGUGUAUGUCAUGUCAUAGCUGAAGGUGUGAAAAACGACUAGAAAGGGGGGGGGGGGGUUGAAUAGCGUUUUCAAUAUAAAAACUUUCCCCUUAAGAUUUAAAGUAAAUCUUUUCGGUUUCUCUAAGAUAGAUGGUGCAGCGGAUAAAGAUAGAGAGAAGAGAGAAGCACACAAGUAUUUUAUCCUGGUUCACUUGAUAAAUCCCUCAAGCUAAUCCAGUCCACCCGUUAAGGUGAUUUCUUCCUUCUUAGAAUGAAGGCAAUCCACUAAUCAGAUAAUUGUUACAACUGCACUUGAAACCUACAAGUGACUAACAAUACACUGACUUAGCUGUCACUAAGAUUCACUCUCUUAGUCUUCUCUAGGAUCCGAUCAACCUUGAUCUCCUAAAGGAAUCACCACUAAGAUUCACUCUCUUAGUCUUCUUAAGGAUACUGACCUACCCGGUCCCUUAAGGAAAAUCAAACAACUGUUUGAGGUUGGUGUUUACAAAGGUUUGCUUCUAAAUAAGCUGAGUGUAAACUAAAUAAGAACAGAUGAAGAAAGUAGAGGCUUGAAUCUUUUCUUGUAUUGCAGCUCUUUGUUUUCUCUCUUUUCUUCAGCCUUUUAUAGUCCAAGGUGCAAAGGAUAUUUCUGUUGAGAGAAUAUGACCGUUGGAGGGCAUUUCUGGAACUUCCAGAACCUGCUGUGGCUGAACUUUGGUAGGUAGGCUUUUCAGAAUAGUACACUGCUCUUGUACUUCUUGAUAGAGACAUUUGCCUUUAACCAUUGACUUCUGAUCAGAGUUAUGCUUCGUGUUGGAACUUGUGAAGCUUGGUGAUCAGAGUCAGAGGGAUGCUUGGAUCCUCUGACUUUCGUAACUUCUGCUUCUGGACCUUCAGAGCUUCUGGACCUUCAGAGCCUCUGGUCCCUCAGAGCUUCUGAUCCUCUGAUCCUCAGAUCCUCUGAUCUUCAGAUCUUCUGAUCUUCAGAACCUCUGAUCCUCAGAUCCUCUGAUCUUCAGAUCUUCUGAUCUUCAGAACUUCUGACGAAUAUAUCUUCUGGUGUCAGAAUCAGAACCUGUUUGUCAAAACACUCAAGACAAACAUUAGAGUAUCAUAGUUGUUCAUCCACAAAUAAAUACUUGUUAUUAUCAAAACAUAGAGUUGUACCACAUGACCAAAUCUUGAUCUUACAAUAGCAAAUAAUGAAUAUUAAUUUGUAGUAACAUAAAGAAUGGUGUCCGCCCAAUAUGAUAAAAAAACACAACUUUUAUGAUGUUUUCAACUUGAAAAUUGUAGCACAAGAAAAAGUUAAAGAGCUUAUUUGAUAGCAUAAGCUGUUUUGAGCUUAUUUUCAUAAUUUAUUCAAGAUAGCUUAUGAAAAAGAGCUUAUAUAUAGCUUAUUCUCAAUUUAUUUCAAUAAUUUUUUUAAAAGACCUUAUGAAUAAGUGCUUAUGUCAUAAGCGCUUAUGACCAUAAGCGCUUAGCUAAGCUGUGUUUUCCUAAAUCAGACCAAAGUAUGUUUCUUUUUUGAGUGUUCACUUUAGCAGCGAUUAAAACCACAACAAAAGAGGAGAUUUUUGAUGUUACGCAUUGUUGUGCUGUUCACCCAUAGUUACCAUUGUACUAAUAAAACUUAACUUAAACAAACGUUAAAUAAUUGUAUGAUAAGUUUUGUUGACUAUAACAAUGUGUUGCGUUCUAAGGUAAGCUUAAGUAAGAAAGGUACAAAAAGCUAACCCUAGCAGAGCACUAAAAUAGUAAAGACGUAAUAAAAGGGAAUAUUCUCAUUAAUGGUCAUAAAAGUUGGUGGUACAAGGUGAUGACUUUCCCUUUUAUAGAGGGGUAUGGUCAUGACAUGGACUUUUCCUACAUUUGGGCCUGACAACCAGGGCCCAAAUCCCUAUGCACAUAAGACAAAUCCAAGAGAAUCUUCCAGCUGGCUUACGGGACCACUUAAAGGGGGCGAGAAUCCUCGGUAUUUCGCCAGUUCCCGCAAUGUCUUCCUUCGUCCAGCUGAUUGCUUGUUUUGGGCGGGCAUGGAGGUCUUUAUAUCCCGCCCAGUCCACAUGCCCCCAAGACAUGAGGCUCAGAUAGAUUGAGUCGAAAUGUCUUCAUUAUGCUAUUUCAUCGCCUGCCUUCAUUACUCGUUGGGUGAUUUUUGGUGAAGUCGUUGUAAAUGUAUUGGUUAUUCUACAUCGCCCCUUUCACAUUUGUUGUUAUAUCGCCACUUUCCGCACUUUUUGAUAUGUCGCCACUUUUUAUGUUUGUUGAUAUGUCGCCACUUUUUGCCCAACACGUUUUCUCAAACGUCAAUCAAGUCUUUUUCACUGACACACGCAAUCCUCGUUUCCCGGGAUUCGUCAUCAUUUGCAAUGAAUGCAGUUUCCAUUUGUGUGUCUCGAGGAGUUGCUUCGUUUGGUAGAAACCUAGGAUGUUAUGAUGCCUUUUCACUUCACACUUUUUUCAAAAUUUUCAAAAUUUUAAAUCCCACGUCGCUUCGCUACUUACCCCACUCAUUCUCUCUCCUCUUUUCCCCUAUAAACCUCUUUUACCUCUCUUCACUUUUUUACUUUCAAAGAUUUUCUCACUUUCUCCUCUUUGAACUCCGACGAAUCCUCCCUUGCUCCGACCGUCGUCAUAGCGCGGUGUCUCCCUCUUCCCAACGUUUUCAUUCCCCGUUUUAAUCCCUCCUCCGGUGAGUCCCUUGCACGCUCCUCUUGUUUUGUUACUUUCUUUCUCGAAUUUCUUCCCUCUGUUCAUCUUCCUUUGUUCUUCUUUGGUUUUUUAUCAUGUGUUUUCCCAGUACAUCCGCAAAUAGUGCCAGUGCCUCUUCUUUUGAACUAUCUCCCCCCUCAGCAGAUGAAGAAUCCUUUUCAUCUGUUGUGGUUCUUUCUGAUUCUCAUACCGUUGGGAAUGAUUCCACCCUUGAGGAGUCUCCCACCUCUGUUCAAUCCUAUCAUGAUGGCUUAUCCUCGCCUGAAUGGCGAACAAAUAUAAGUUUGAUUGAAGACAAGUGUCUGCUUCAAUCUAUCUAGGGUAGUGUUGGGUGUAUCAACUCUCACCGAUUGACCGCCCAAGGUUUUACCCGAAUAAAUCCCGCCACGUCCAAAAAUGAUGACCUGGCAUUAAAUGUUCUUCCUUGCGGCGAAGAUGACUAUGUUACUUUAAGAAAAGUAACGUCAGAUGACUCGCCCGAUUUCUUUUAUGUGUACGGUUAUUUCUUCACUGAACUAAACAUAAAACUCCCUUUCUCCCCCUUUAUCUGUCAUGUUCUUACUUUUUUGAAUGUGGCUCCCUGUCAGCUCCAGCCCAAUGCUUGGGGUUUUAUCCGUUGUUUUGAAAUUUUGUGUGAACAUCUCAGUUUCACGCCCACCUAUCCUCUGUUUUUUCUUUUUUUAUAAGUCAGUUUCAAAGAAACCCACUUCCGUUAAGUGGGUACCCUUGUUAGCUCGUAAGAAAAUGAGUCGCUUUACCGCCCUCAAAAGCCAUCAUAAGGUGUGGCAUAAAUUUUUUUUUAAGGUUGCUGAGUCGCCCGAAAUAAAUAAUUUGUUCCGUGACUCCCAAAAUCGCCCCCUUUUUCCUUUCUAUUGGAUGAAUAGUCCUCGUCGGAAGAUUGUUGUUUCAUCUGAUGCGUUGGAUGACUCCGAGCGAGGGGUGGCAGCUUAUCUUCAAUCAUUGCCUGUUUUCUCCGGUCAUGACUUGAUUGAGGCGUCCAAAUCUGGCACCCUAAAUGAAUUUUUUAGUAAGUUAAAAAUCCUUGUUUAUCUUUCGCUUAUCGCCCUUUCAUCAUCCUAACUCGUACCAUUCUUUGUGCAGCUACCAUGGGAAAAGGCAAGUUUGAUGCCAGCCCACAGAAAAUGAAGGCGUUCCUCGCUCAGGCGGUUGAAGCAGCCAAAAAAAUAGCCGCUGAUGAAGAAAAGAAAAGAAAACCGGAAGGCACUUCUGAUUCGGGUGCUACCAAAGAUCCCAAGCGUCAAAAAACUUCAGGCGCUUCCGAUAAGAGCUCUGGUGGUAAGGCUAUGCACCAGACGACAUUGAAUCCUGCCAAUCUUAGUCCGAAGACCAAAACUGCUGAGAAAAAGAAGGGAAAUGACAAUCUCCCGCCCCCUCGUAAAGAUUCCCAUUCUGCUGUUGUUCGCCCAAGUACUCCCUUUACCCAGGUUGGCUCAAGCGCCGCUGCUGCAGGCGAUGUUGUCCCUGCCUUGCUUAAUCUAACUGACCCCAACUUUGAUGGUUUUGAUUUUAUGAACCAGACCUUUGACAAUCGCCUGAGCAAAGACACUGUUGGACAAUGCGACCCCAACAUCGCUUCUCUGGCCAUUCAUCAUGCUCUUUCUACCGCCAGCAAUGUGGCGGGCCUGGUUAAUUAUGUGAAAGUUCUUUACUCUGCCAAACAUCGCUUUGAAAAGAAAGCGAGUGAGUACAAAGCUGGUUAUGAGCGCAUGAAGGCUGAUGUGGAGGCGCACAAAAAGAGCCUGCAAGAGUCUGAAGACAAGUGCGCCAAGCUUACUGAAGAGCUUGCCACUUCUGAGCUGCUCCUUAAAAAGACUAAGUCUUUGAGGGAUACCAUUAACUCCAAGCAUACUAUUCUUCAAGAGAAGUGUGAGAAGUUGGUGGGGAAAUAUGACCGCCUUAAAGAGUCUAUCCUUGGCGCGCCUCGUAUCAAUUUGCAGAAGGUUUCAUCAACGCUAAGGAGCAAAUUCACGUUGUGGAUCCUAACUUUGACCUUUCUCAAAUUGGUUAUCUGAAAGAGAUUAAGGAUGGCCAGGUGGUUGGCGAUCAUGACAUUGCGCUUGAUCUUCUUCCUAAGUUCACCUUUGAGAGUGAUCUAGAAGAAGAAGAAGAAGAAGAAGAAGAAGAAGAAGAAGAAGAAGAAGAAGAAGAAGAUGAUGAUGGUAACCAAGACCUAGGCGAGGAUGAUCAUCAAGAUCAUGGUGGUUCUGGUGAUUGCCAAGACCAAGUCGGAGAUGGUCGCCAAGGUCGUGACAAAUCUGUUGGUGAUCAAGGCCAAGGCGACAAUGAUGAUGCUAGAAAUGAAAAAGGUUCUGAUGCUCAUGUGAGCCAUGAUACCACCAACCACGCCGAAGAUCUUGCUAAGUUUUUCUCUUUUUGUUUUUGAUGUAGGGCGAGGCCCGUUUUAAUUUCAUGCUUGUAAUGGGCUCUGCCCCCGCCUCCUUUUUCAUUAAUGAAGUUUUUA